Molecule: messenger RNA, 1008 nt
Organism: Anopheles bellator
Lineage: Eukaryota; Metazoa; Arthropoda; Insecta; Diptera; Culicidae
Gene: Prosbeta7
Product: proteasome subunit beta type-4
Exons: 3
Coding region: 82-891 (269 amino acids)
Cellular component (GO): proteasome core complex
Source: RefSeq, a predicted model, not a curated record
CUCAUUCCGUGUUCACCGUUGUUGUGCGAUUGAAAUAAUUUAAGGUAUCGCUUUGCUCACGAAUUCCUCAUCCGUUGCACCAUGUACCCGGCCGGAAACAAUCUGCUGGCUGGACCGUUCUGGAACAACGGUCCUGCUCCGGGUGCCUUCUACAACUUCCCCGGCAGUGCAGCCAAUGUAGGGGCCAUGCAAGCCCCUGCGAAGGAGACCCCGGGAGAGUUUGGCACACAGCGCGUGUACUCCCCGGUGACCACCGGAUCGUCCGUGGUGGGCCUCAUGUUUAAGGAUGGUGUGGUGAUUGCGGCUGACAAGCUGAUUUCGUACGGUUCGCUCGCUCGCUACCACGAUGUCGAUCGAGUGUAUCGCAUCAACGACAAAACGAUUCUCGGCAUCGGUGGGGAUUUUGCCGACUUCCAGUACAUCAAGCGAUACAUCGACCAGAAGGUAAUUGAUGAUCAGUGUCUGGACGACAAGAACGAAAUGAAGCCCCUUUCGUUCUACAACUGGCUGACGCGCGUCAUGUACAACCGCCGGUCGAACUUUGAGCCCCUCUACCUCGACCUGGUGAUCGGCGGCAUGCAGGACGGUGAACCAUUCCUGGGCCACGUUAAUCUGCGGGGCCGCUCGUACACGAGCAACGUCGUCGCCACCGGGUACGGCACCCAUCUAGCGUUGCCACUGCUGCGCGAGUAUUCGGAAAAUCCGACCGCGUUCCAAACCCUGGACCAACCGCAGGCAUCCGAUCUGGUGAAACGCGUUAUGGAGGUGCUCUGGUACCGCGACUGCCGUAGCGAUCCCAAGUACUCGCAGGCCAUCUGCACCACCGGCGGCGUACAUCUCGAUGCCGAUUGCUUCGUGGCACAGAACUGGAACCUAGCGCAUACGAUCUAGGUAUUUUGAGGAGGAAGCUAAACAUCGGCUACGCUUUGGUGCGUGUGUUUUGCUUGAAAUAUACACGAAAAUCUUCUUUAAAUAAAUCGGAACUUUCCCGGUAUCGGUAUCGUAACA